CUAAAGUCCCCGCGAAUGCCCCUCCACAUUGAACUAUUCACUUCUUACUGCUAACCACGCGAAUCGAGGUACGAGCGCGACACGGCGCGACAAUGGCCACUGCUCUUGCUAUUGGAUCCGAGGCGAGACUGCACACGUUGCAAUGUCGAUUCUGCCAGAAGACCUUCUCAAAGGGAGAACAUCUAAGGCGCCAUGAGCGAAGUCACACCGGAGCCAAACCAUUCGUGUGCAGAGAAUGCCAGCGAUCUUUCAGCCGGCAAGACUCUCUCGCCCGCCAUGACAAGCUGCAUAGUCGUCGACGAGCUACCAAAGAUGCAGCCUCUCCUGCAUCCGUCGACAAGCCCGUCACCCCUGAGAGCAUGAGAAGCACUGACCUGAACGAACAACCCGUCAACACGACUGCUGAUCACUUUCACUUCCCUACGUCAGUCUCCGAGGAGCAGCAAUUCCAAACCCCCGUGGCACUAUCCUCGCUUGUCCCACAGCAGGCCACUCAGCCGUUAGACUUGGAUUAUGAUCUUAUCUGGCCUGACUCCGAAGACUUGUUCCAGAGUAUCAUGUCAGCAGACCCUGCCAGUCAAUGGCAGGUGCCUAUAGGAACUCUUCCGUUUUCUGCCUCACCAUCUACCAGCGACGUGCCCUUUGGGAGUACACCGAGCUCGUUCGAUGAAAGACCUUCGUCGAUAGGAGCCAUCCCUUCGGGCGGGAACCGCCAAGCAGUGCAGGAUGUCAGCAAGAUGGUCUCAAACCUGGUAAGCUCCAGCAAUGAACCACGUCCCCUCCAGCUUUGGUCAUCCGAUGUCACCGCAGCAGCCAAAUCGACCUCGAUCACGUCGGUAUUUCUCGACGAAUGUCUACAUAUGUUCUUCGCCAAAUUCAUUCCCACAUUCCCCGUCCUACACCGUGCCACGUUCGUCUUCCGGGACUGCACCCAUCCACUUCUGCUCAAUGCCAUUGCGAUUGGUUCGUUAUAUCUUGGUCCGAAGGACGCCGUGGCCAAGGGCGAAGCAUUGUGGCGCCUUGCUCACACUGCCAUGGCGACGUCAUGGCAGAGCCUGAUAUCUCAUCGUGGGCUGUAUGAUGCCUGUGACGGUGUCCAGCUCAUCAGUACGGCUGUCUUGGGCCAGGUCUACGGCGCCCUCUCCAAGAACCGCGCCAUAAGAUCCACCAGCCAAGCCUUCCACUCUCUAGGCUUUGUCUGGGGCCGCCGCUGUGGAAUGUUUGACUGCGAGUCUUAUCCUGUGACAGCAGUUCCGUCGUUGGACGCACCUGAGUCAGAGAAGGAGCAUCAAUGGAGAACUUGGGUGGCUCGUGAGAUACAACAGCGUGCCCUGCUGGCACACUACAUGCUCGACGGUCUGAUCUCGCAAAUGUCCGGUGUGCCAACCUCGGUACGCCACGCGACUAACGCCCUGGGUCUGCCGAGCGGUGAAGCCGCGUUCGAAGCGUCCAGUGCCGACGAGUGGAUCUCCUACAUGCAAACCAAAAAUUCCCUGAACGCUGCGACUUCCUUCCGGAGCAUCCUGCGUCGCUUGUUCCACCCCGUCAACGAGGCACGGUGGCUGGAUGCCACGCUCUCCGCAUUCUCAUACAAAGUCAUCCUCGAAGGUCUGCAAUCACUCAUCUCCGACGAUGACUGCGACGAAGUCACGGCCGUUGGUGUCCCCACUCGACCGGAAGUGCGCCGUGCCUUGAACCAAGUCUAUGAAAGUGUCACGCUCAACGGUUCACUUUCCUCAGCAGAUCGUCUCGAGACUUUGCUCCGGUGGCACUCGAUCUGCCUGGACACUGUGGUCGAUACGGCAUUGUUGUGCCGCAACUUAUGCUCAAGAUACGACAUCACGCAGCACAUCUGGCGAAGCGGGCAGGUUGCUAAGACACCACUGGACCUGGUUUCCUGGGCAAGUACACCAGCAGCGCGUAUCGCUCUGCUCCACGCCAUGGCCAUUCAGGAAAUUGUGGAGCAACUGCCCCGUGGCCGAGCCCACGCAAUCCACAUGCCCAGCUCACUCUUCGCCACGGCAACUGUUUACGCUGUGUUCGCGCUGGCCGGUUCGCCUGCACUCAAAAUCCCUUGCUCGGUCAUGUGGCAGGAUGUUUUGCUGGACAUGAGGGCCAAUCCUUGCGCCAAUGACCCCUACUUGGCGAUGUCUGACCUUUCAACUACCAUGACGGAGACCGACACAUCGCGGUAUGUUCGUGGCGAUGUACUGUAUGGGGCCAACGUCACGUCGAGGAAUCUCCUGUACGAGUUGAACUCGAUUCAGAAAUUGUUUCGAUGUCUCUUUGCACAGUGGGGUGUGGCUUAUGACAUGGAGAGCGUGAUUGAGCGGUGGAUCUCGCUGUGUCACUAAGUUCACAGACCGUGUUGGCCGUGCCUGAUGAGGGACCUCCUCGAAUGACCAUUUACCAGUCUAACGUUCGUUGUUUUGAGCGGGGACUUGGGAGGACGAAACGAAUUUCUC
Messenger RNA from Exophiala viscosa, 2465 nucleotides. Its product is annotated as C2H2 type zinc finger domain protein. The record is from RefSeq and is a predicted model, not a curated record. The transcript has 4 exons. NCBI's taxonomy places the organism in Eukaryota, Fungi, Ascomycota, Eurotiomycetes, Chaetothyriales, Herpotrichiellaceae. Gene Ontology annotation, biological process: regulation of transcription by RNA polymerase II; DNA-templated transcription. Gene Ontology annotation, molecular function: zinc ion binding; RNA polymerase II cis-regulatory region sequence-specific DNA binding; DNA-binding transcription factor activity, RNA polymerase II-specific. Bases 93 to 2354 code for a protein of 753 amino acids. Gene Ontology annotation, cellular component: chromatin.